AUGUCACGUCCUGCAUCAUGUUCGUCACUCUCAAGUCCCGGUGGUGCUUCUUCUUCUUCUACCGCUGCGCAAUAUCGACACGCUCGAGUGUCAAACCCGUUACGUGGUGACACGAACCUCAAGAUCUUUUUACCUAGUGACAACUUGGCGUUGAAAGCCAUUCUAUCACCUCAAAAGAAGGCAGUGUCGGGCAAGAUAGAAGACGAAGACGUUGCAACGUUGAGCAGUUCGUCGAAUUUGCUGGACAAAUUACUCUUUCGCAAUGGGAUUCAGACCCCGACGGUGCCAAUGAUCACCAGAAAAUCCAUGGGGGAAAGUGUCGUAGAAGAAGACGUCGAGGUUAUGAACGUCGUUGUCAUGAACUCAAACCUACCGCCACCACCGUUUGCCAAUAUGUAUGCGUGUGAAUCCUGUCGCGAAGAUAUUGGAUCACUGCUGUCCAAGAGACGACACCAUUGUCGAAACUGCGGUGGCUCCUUCUGCACCGACUGUACGACCAAAUCGAUUGUUGUACCUUAUCAAGCUUAUUUAACACGAGGAGAGCUGCGCGUGUGCGAUGGCUGCUUCCAUCGGAUCCAGGAAUUCCACCAGCAGGUGAAGAGCACAAGUGUUACAUGGAGUGGACUCUCGCCACCGUCCAUUGAGCAGAUCGUUCGUGACUUUGAUCUGUCGGUGGAUGAAAAUCCUGUUGCAAUUUUCAACUGCGCGCUGUUCGUGGAGAUGACGCCGUGUUACGGCCACCUUGUCUUUACACGCGAACGUCUGUGUUUCCAGAGUUACUAUGACUCGAAGAAACGCAAAGUGGCGUACUCUCAGGUCUUGUCGCUAUUGAAACCGCAGUUCUACUAUAUCAAUGGCUUGCAGGUGAAGACGAAGCAGAAAGAAACUUUCUUCCUGGCUGAGUUUAAUGGGCUUCGUGAUACGUGUUUCCUGCGGUUGGACCAGCUCCUUCGGGCCUUUCAAGAAGCUAGUAAGUUGAAAGCUUUAGGGCCUGGAAAGUCCCCAAGCUCUAAGGAACUCCGGAGACAGGCACUUGAUCGCCGACGCUCAUAUAAAUUGAUCUCGGAGCACGUAUCUUCAAUGGGAUGUGCUGGAAGUUCAAGCGGUCCGCCUAUGUCAUCUUCAUCUCCUAUUUCUACCGUGGGGUAUAUUGACGUCGAUGGCGAGUCUUCCAAUGCGGAUGUGCCUCUCAGUAACAUCACGGAGGAUGGUGGCCACACCGAUGACGAUAAAUCAACAGCCAGUGAUGAAGAACCAUUUGAGCUGUUACCACCGGAUCCGCUGCUCGAAAAAAUGACAGUUCUUCUGGAUUGCGAUCUGCGGGCUGAUGUGAAGCGAGUUUUCGAUCUGUUGUGGAACGAUGGCCCUGGUCAGGAAUUCUUGUACACGAACAUGGUGAAGGCACGCGACAUUGACAUUGAUAUUGAGUCGUGGAAAGCCAUCGACAAAAAUGAGCUUGUAAAAGCUGAAGAGAUCCAAAAGGGUUUUGAGAUCUCCAAGGAGGAUGACUAUACACUUUAUCGUAUCGUUCGAUCUCAACAUCCCCCCAAAACUUCAUUUCCCGGUCUACCACCGUACGCUGGGUGCACAAGGACGCAACGAUUUCGUCUUGACAAAAGCUCUCAUGGUGAAGAUAAAUGGGAUCGCUUUGUGAUCACUGAAGUGAACCGAAUGAGUAAGAUUCCGUUUAGCGAUUACUUCGAGGUGGAGAUGCGCUACGUGUUUUCUCGUGACGGUAACAACUACUGCCACGUUCAAGUUGGUUUAGUGGUUAAUUUCCUCAAGGCAACGUGGUUCAAGUCGCAAAUCAACUCGUCUGCGCGAUCAGAGUCGAAAGAGGCGCUGGAGUCAUGGAUGAAACAGUCAAUCGAGUUCCUCGAGUCACAACGGAAUCGUAUCGUUUCACUGUCCCCAACGCUUGGGGCGUUGUCUACUUCUGAAAGCUUCAGCGAGCUCGAAUCGGAGACAGGUACCACUUUUCGUCCUGUACUGAAGCAUCAGGCACCGGGUGCGCCUCCUACACUCAAGCUUCUCAAGAGUGCGAAUGCGCCAGCGACUGCCUCAAAAGCAUCCUGUACUGCUCACAUGAGUGCCAUUAGGCAUUUUUUGUCGCCACCGUCACUCGUACAAUUGCUCCUGCUGGGUGCGCUGUGUUACGGGUGUUUGCUACUCCGAGGGAACCUAAUGCAGAUGCAGCAGCUCACUGACGCGACGACAAAAUUGCUCGAUCAGCUCCAGAGCAGCAGAGUAUGA
Molecule: messenger RNA, 2253 nt
Organism: Peronospora farinosa
Lineage: Eukaryota; Oomycota; Peronosporomycetes; Peronosporales; Peronosporaceae
Source: the annotation of a GenBank genome assembly